UACGGUGCUGACAAGAUGGCGGCUGGCGGGGCUGUUGCUGCGGCGCCAGAGUGCCGGCUUCUGCCCUACGCGCUACACAAGUGGAGCUCCUUCUCCUCUACCUACCUUCCCGAAAACAUUUUAGUAGACAAACCAAAUGACCAAUCAUCAAGGUGGUCUUCAGAGAGCAACUAUCCUCCCCAGUACUUGAUUCUGAAGCUUGAAAGGCCUGCAAUAGUCCAGAAUAUCACUUUUGGAAAAUAUGAGAAAACGCACGUCUGCAAUUUGAAGAAAUUUAAAGUCUUUGGGGGAAUGAAUGAAGAAAAUAUGACAGAACUAUUGUCUAGUGGCUUAAAGAAUGAUUAUAACAAAGAAACAUUCACCUUGAAGCAUAAAAUCGAUGAACAGAUGUUCCCUUGUCGAUUCAUUAAAAUAGUUCCACUCUUGUCCUGGGGACCCAGCUUUAACUUUAGCAUCUGGUAUGUUGAACUUAGUGGCAUUGACGAUCCUGAUGUAGUACAGCCCUGUCUCAACUGGUAUAGCAAGUACCGCGAACAGGAAGCCAUUCGUCUUUGCCUGAAACACUUCCGCCAGCACAACUAUACUGAAGCCUUUGAAUCACUACAGAAGAAAACCAAGAUUGCCCUGGAGCAUCCCAUGUUAACAGAUCUGCAUGACAAGCUGGUCUUGAAGGGCGAUUUUGAUGCUUGUGAAGACUUGAUUGAAAAAGCUGUGAAUGAUGGCCUGUUCAAUCAGUAUAUCAGUCAACAGGAAUAUAAGCCACGAUGGAGUCAAAUCAUUCCCAAAAGCACCAAAGGUGAUGGAGAAGAUAACCGACCAGGAAUGCGAGGAGGCCAUCAGAUGGUCAUUGAUGUUCAAACAGAGACAGUUUAUUUGUUUGGUGGCUGGGAUGGAACCCAAGAUCUUGCAGACUUCUGGGCAUACAGUGUGAAGGAGAACCAGUGGACAUGCAUCUCUAGAGACACUGAGAAAGAGAAUGGUCCUAGUGCCAGAUCGUGCCAUAAAAUGUGCAUUGACAUUCAGCGAAGGCAGAUCUACACAUUGGGCCGUUAUUUAGAUUCCUCUGUGAGGAACAGCAAGUCUCUGAAAAGCGACUUCUAUCGUUACGACAUUGACACUAACACAUGGAUGCUGCUCAGUGAGGACACUGCUGCUGAUGGAGGACCGAAAUUGGUGUUUGACCAUCAGAUGUGUAUGGAUUCAGAAAAACAUAUGAUCUACACGUUUGGUGGUAGGAUUUUGACAUGUAAUGGCAGCGUAGACGACAGCAGAGCCAGUGAACCCCAGUUCAGCGGGUUAUUUGCUUUCAACUGUCAAUGUCAAACCUGGAAACUUCUUCGAGAAGACUCCUGUAAUGCUGGACCUGAGGACAUCCAGUCUCGGAUAGGGCACUGCAUGCUGUUCCACUCUAAAAAUCGUUGCUUAUAUGUGUUUGGUGGUCAGCGGUCGAAGACCUAUUUGAAUGACUUCUUCAGUUAUGAUGUGGACUCUGAUCAUGUAGACAUCAUAUCAGAUGGCACCAAGAAAGACUCUGGGAUGGUUCCAAUGACAGGAUUCACACAGAGAGCAACCAUUGAUCCAGAACUGAAUGAAAUACAUGUCUUAUCUGGACUCAGCAAAGACAAGGAGAAGAGGGAAGAGAAUGUCAGAAAUUCGUUCUGGAUUUAUGACAUUGUGAGGAAUAGUUGGUCUUGUGUAUAUAAGAAUGAUCAAGCUGCAAAGGAAAACCCCAGUAAAAGUCUACAGGAGGAAGAGCCAUGUCCACGGUUUGCCCACCAGCUUGUAUAUGAUGAGUUGCACAAGGUUCAUUAUUUAUUUGGUGGCAAUCCAGGAAAAUCCUGUUCUCCAAAGAUGAGACUAGAUGACUUCUGGUCACUGAAGUUGUGUAGACCAUCAAAAGAUUAUUUACUGAGGCAUUGCAAAUACCUCAUAAGAAAACACAGGUUUGAAGAAAAGGCUCAAAUGGAUCCCCUUAGUGCUCUGAAAUACUUACAAAAUGAUCUUUAUAUAACUGUGGAUCAUUCGGACCCAGAUGAAACAAAAGAGUUUCAGCUCCUAGCUUCAGCGCUCUUCAAAUCUGGUUCCGACUUUUCUGCUCUAGGGUUUUCGGAUGUGGAUCACACCUAUGCUCAAAGAACUCAGCUCUUUGACACCUUAGUAAAUUUCUUUCCUGAUAGCAUGACCCCUCCUAAAGGCAACCUGGUGGACCUGGUCACACUGUAACUGAAGAGCCGCUGGACACAGGAGUGAAUAGCUGAAGUCUGCUUUGGGUCUUUUGGAUUGCAACUGCCUUGGCCAGCAGUCAGGCGGCAGCGAGUGAGGAGCUCAGCCGAGUUCUCCUGGGAUCGUUACCAUCACGUUUUACCCCGUGUCCUCCACACCCGACCUCAACCCCCUUCUCCUCACCCCAUUCCUAAACUAGGCUAAUAAAGUGAAAUUGGUAUACUUUCCAUUUAAAUAUAGAUA
Molecule: messenger RNA, 2466 nt
Organism: Chrysochloris asiatica (Cape golden mole)
Lineage: Eukaryota; Metazoa; Chordata; Mammalia; Afrosoricida; Chrysochloridae
Gene: MKLN1
Product: muskelin 1, intracellular mediator containing kelch motifs
Exons: 18
Coding region: 16-2223 (735 amino acids)
Cellular component (GO): cytoplasm
Molecular function (GO): protein binding
Source: RefSeq, a predicted model, not a curated record